AUGAGCUCCAUGCAGUCAAACUCCUCUGCAAAUGUGACCUUUGUUCGUCCUGCAACGUUUUUCCUCAAUGGCUUUUCUAAUAUUCCACAUGCAAAAUACUUCUAUGUGUUCUUGUCUUUAGUGUAUGUUGUGACUGUUUUAGGGAAUUCAUUUAUCAUGUGUAUCAUAUAUUUGGCCCGCAGACUUCACACAGCCAAAUACAUUGCCGUUUUCCAUCUUGCCUUUUCUGAUCUGUGUGGAAGCUCAGCUUUGAUUCCAAAAAUCAUUGACACAUUUUUGUUUGGGCACCAUGAUGUUUCAUAUGAAGUGUGCUUUGUGAGUAUGUUUUUUGUAUAUCAUUUCAUGAAUCUGCAGUCUUUGACACUACUUGUUUUGUCUUAUGACAGACUAAUUGCUAUUUGUUUUCCCCUACAUUAUCAUGCCAUUGUAACCAAACCAUCAAUGUUUUUAAUCAUAGGGGUGAUGUGGAUUUUGUCUAUGGCAUAUUUUUCUGUACAUGUAGGUCUGCUCAAUAGACUUUCUAUUUGUAGUUCUAAUGUGGUUAAUAGUUAUUUUUGUGAUUAUGGCCCUGUUUGUAGACUAGCUUGUAAUGAUAAUUCCCUAAAUUUGCUGAUGGGAAAAAUUUGCUUUGGUUUCCUGAUUUGCUUGCCUCCAAUACUGAUCAUCAUUUCAUAUUUCUGCAUUGCUCUGGCUUUGCUUAAGAUUGCUCAUGGUGUUGAUCGGAUAAAAGCUAUAAAAACCUGCACCUCACAUCUCAUAUUGGUGGCAGUUUUUUAUCUCCCAAUUUUAAGUAAUAACAUUGCCGCUGCCACAACACCUAUCCAUCCAAAUGCCCGGAUAAUUAACAAUUCUCUGACCCAGAUAAUUCCACCUAUGCUGAAUCCCAUCAUAUACACUCUAAAGACAGAGGAGGUCAUGCAGUCCAUAAAAGAACUGUACAAACGCAGUAAGGUGAAUACAAUUAGUGAAAAAAUUAUGAAAUUCAGUGUGAGAAAUUGA
This is a messenger RNA of Carassius auratus (goldfish), 999 nucleotides long. RefSeq names its product olfactory receptor 1468-like. Gene Ontology annotation, cellular component: membrane. Gene Ontology annotation, biological process: G protein-coupled receptor signaling pathway; detection of chemical stimulus involved in sensory perception of smell. The coding region runs from base 1 to 999 and encodes 332 amino acids. Gene Ontology annotation, molecular function: G protein-coupled receptor activity; olfactory receptor activity; odorant binding. NCBI's taxonomy places the organism in Eukaryota, Metazoa, Chordata, Actinopteri, Cypriniformes, Cyprinidae. The transcript has a single exon. The record is from RefSeq and is a predicted model, not a curated record.